Messenger RNA from Camellia sinensis, 3146 nucleotides. RefSeq lists its product as uncharacterized. The record is from RefSeq and is a predicted model, not a curated record. Gene Ontology annotation, cellular component: fibrillar center. Gene Ontology annotation, biological process: transcription by RNA polymerase I. NCBI's taxonomy places the organism in Eukaryota, Viridiplantae, Streptophyta, Magnoliopsida, Ericales, Theaceae. Gene Ontology annotation, molecular function: RNA polymerase I core promoter sequence-specific DNA binding.
UCUCUCCCUCGCUUCCUCUCCACCACCCCCUCCUCCUCCCAUCCCUUCUCUCUCCUCCCCUCCACCGCCUCCUCUCUCUCCUCCUCCUCCCUCCUUCCCCUCCCCCCCCCUCCUCCCCUUUUCCUCCACAACCGCCUCAUCUCCCUCCGCCUUCCCUCCUCCUCGUCCCUCCUCGUCUUCUUCCCCACCGGCCACAACUUCGAUCAAGUCGGGUUUCUCAUGCUUUCCGUAAAAAAUUCUAACUUGAUUCUCAAAACCCAUGAUUUUGGUGGCAUUUUCACUGCCAAAAACAAGUUGAACCAUCAGAUUCUUCGAUUGUUGGUUAGCCCUGCAGCUAAUUCUUCACGGUCUGGUUCAGGUAAUAAUAAUUCCUCUGUUUCUGUUACCACUACUAUUAGUAUUGGGUAUUUGCUAGCUUGUACUAUGUAUGGUGUUCAUUGGUUUAGUGUUAGAAUUAGGGGUCGUCUCGGUUCGGAGGAUUUUGAGAGGCCUUGUUUAGAUUUUAUGGGUAGUAAGUUGUUUAAGAGUUGUUGUGUUGUUCAUGCUUCUUGGAGUCAUCAUUUGCCUGAAGAGUGUGUGGUGCUUUUAGAGAGUGGUGAAUUAUUCUUGUUUGAUUUAGAUUCUUGUUCUAAAAAUGCAAGAUUUAGUGGGAACAAGCUGAGGGUGUCGUGGAAAAUUUUUACUGGUUUGGGAAAAGGCGGAUGGUUGAGCUGUGAAUUUAGUUGGCAUCCGAGAAUUUUGAUUGUCGCUCAUUACAGUGCUGUUUUUCUUGUUGAUUUGAGGGCUGAGGGAUGCAAUGUGAGUGUUUUGCUGAAAAUUGAUACGUUGGCUAUGUGUAAUUCUGUACAAAAUGAUCGAUUUGUUGUGCUUUCUAAAGCGGGUUCCAAUGGUUUCUGCUUUGUAUUGGCCUCUGACCAUUGGCUGCUUCUUUGUGAUGUGCGGAAGCCAUUUAUGCCAUUGUUGCAAUGGGCACAUGAUCUUGCUAACCCAUCUUACAUUAAUGUGUUUCCGUUGUCUGAGUUGAGGUCACAUUCUAAGGAUGAUAAUUUAAAGUGGGCUUCUGAGUCGGGUUUUUGCAUUAUAAUGGGAUCGUUUUGGAACUGUGACUUCAGUCUUUUUUGCUAUGGACCACCCCCUAAAGGAACUAUUGUAUCUGAAAUGUCAAGAUUUUAUAAAUCAUUUUAUGCAUGGGAUCUCCCUUCAGAGCUCUCACUGUCAGGCCGUGAGUGUCACUGUGGAAGUUGUCUUGUGAGAGAAGAGUUCUCAAAGGAUGUUCUUCCUGAAUGGAUUGACUGGAGGCAGAAGAAAGAUAUAGUUUUGGGUUUUGGCAUCCUUGACAGAGAUCUCCAUGCUGAAUUGUCUGAACAGGAUGGUUUUGGUGGUUUCACACUGAUUAGGCUGAUGUCUUCCGGGAAGCUUGAAUCACAAAGAUACUGUGCCUCAUGGGAAUUCAUGAAAGUGUUGACUAAAGUGCACAAAGAGCCAUCUCUUCAUUUUGAAGAUACUCUUUUAUAUGCCAUGGGUGAAGGGGAUUAUAAAUUUCCCAAGAGAUUUAAGUACCUGAAUCUUGACUACCUCAAUGGGUAUAUGAAAGACAAUCUUGCUGAACUUCUGCGUAAAAGAAUGAAAAAUCCUUGUAAGGAUCCUUGUGAAAAGAUUUCCUUUAGUGUUGCAGAUUUCCAUCAAUGUAUAUGUGAGAAGUUAAAGGCAUGUGGAUUUAAUAGAUUAAGAUCAUCUCCUACUGUUUCUGAUGUGUUUGAAGAUAUCCAACUGCUAACCAGCAUACAUGAGGUUGCUUUACGGAGAAUUUGGACAAGCUUGCCUGCAGAUCUUUUGCAGUUGGCCUUUUCUUGCUACUCAGAGUUCCUUGAAGUUCUUGUAGACCACAAGAAGGUGUCCUUGGAAUUCCUAGAUGUCCCCAGCCGACCCCAGUUGCCUCCUUUUGUCUUCCGAAGACCUUCGUUCCGUAGUGGUAAGUGGUCGCAGAAGGUGCCGCCUAGUACUGGUUUUGUGGGUCCAGUUCUUCCCACUCCUGUUUUGCUUACUCUUCGCAAGUUACAUGCUGAAGCAGAAACAGAUUUAUUGUCAGUGAACGAUGAACUUAGUGACCAGUGCAAUGAAGUCAUACAGGUGGCUAGUGAAAUGGCUCUAUCAGGGUCCGGCCUUGAUGCCCAUAAUGACCAUGCUGUUUCACUUGCUGACAGUAAAGAUGAAAUAUUUUCUGAUACCCAAAAAGUGAAUCUUUUUACUUUACAUAAACCAGCUGCAAUCUCUUCUAAGUUUUCUGCCAUGGAUCCUAUACCAGAGAAUUCUGUUUGUAACAAUGAGAGAUUUACAACCUUUAUUUCCAAAACACCUGAAAAGGGGGUUGUUCCCAACAGCCAAAUGGAGAUGGUUGGACCAGAACUUUUUAAUUCUUUGUCACCAUUAGAGUUUAAGUUUGAUGAUCAUACGAUAAACUUUGGGCCGAAGGAAUUGAAAACGUUCAAAUUGUUGAUGAGACAGUACUCAAAUUUUUUGACAAAGCUUUAAUACAUAUCAGGAAGUUCUUGAGAGUUCCGACUUUCAGAAACAGGAAGACCUUCGAUAUUCUUUUUCAUUUUUUUUAUUUCCUAACAUAGAAUUGUAAGGAACAACAAGUGUAUAGAGCUAGAACAGAAAUUCUGUUGUAUAUCACAUCCACAAACAGAGGCACAAGAUAUGAUAAUUUAAUGAAGAGGGGCUUCUUACUUGCUAUCUGAUGCUGUUUGUGUCUAGGAGUGGAGACAAUGGUUGAUCAAUUGGGUAAGUUGGAUUCAGUCCUUAAUUUGUUGUGAUGCUAGGUGAAGUGGAAGAAGAAAGCUUGGAUGGUUGUGCCUUGAUGUCUUAGAUGCACAUUUUCUUUUUUGGUACACUUGGAUGCUCAUUUGAGGAUACAGUGCUGGGUGUACUAAGGCUCACGAUGGCUUUACUGGAUAGUUUUCAGUUUUGGUGUAAGGAAUUUUUGCCCCUCUUUUGAUUUUGUAGAUUUCAUAGAUGAGCUCGACUUUUGUGUUGAGCAUAAUUUGAUUGAAUUCUAGAAUGCCUCUUUCAGUUUAUGUACAUUGUCUGAUUAUAAUUAAUGCAAAUAGGUCAGCGUAUUUAUUUUAUUUUAUUUAUUUAUUCAA